CCUGGACCAACAUUGGCGGCCUCGACGAGGCUACCGCGGGCCGCUCCGUGCUCAUCCACGGGUCCGCGUAGAUCUUGCGCCCCGUCAGCAAGAAGAUGGCCUUCGUCGUGCUGCGGUAGAGCAUGAACGCCCUGCACGUCGCCAGGGCCAACGCCGGCGUCAGCACACAGAUGGUGCGCUUUGCCACCUCCCUCAGCAAGGAGAGCGUCGUCGAUGUCGAGAGCAUCGUCACCCACCCCAAGGAACCCCUCAAGGCCACCACACAGCAGGUCAAGGUGCAGGUUAGGAAGGUCUACUGCAUAAAUAGGGCGAUCCCCACACUUCCGAUCAACCUUGAGGAUGCGGCCUGAAGCGAAGCAGAAUUCGACAAGGCUGAAAAAGUAUGUCCGUUUCAAAUUAUUUCAUUUGCCUCCUUUCUCUUUGCAGGAAGAGCUCCGUUUUUGUUCUAUGGUUCUUAUUCUUGCCAUUGUUGCAGGCUAAGGAGAAGUUGGUACUUGAUCUCAAGGACAUACGCUUGAACUACCGAGCUAUCGAUCUGCGGACACCUGCGAAUCAACCAAUCUUUUGCAUCCAAUGCCAUGUUGAGAACAUGAGUAGUAUUUCUCCUUGUUUGCACUGACCGACUGUCACCAUUCAUGCAGUAAGGCACACUGCUAUAACAAAUGACAUCUUCUGUUACGGCUAGCACCAUGUGUAUUGUUAUUAUUAUUA
This is a messenger RNA of Aegilops tauschii subsp. strangulata, 711 nucleotides long. Lineage: Eukaryota; Viridiplantae; Streptophyta; Magnoliopsida; Poales; Poaceae. The record is from RefSeq and is a predicted model, not a curated record.